Messenger RNA from Apis cerana (Asiatic honeybee), 3392 nucleotides. RefSeq lists its product as uncharacterized. The record is from RefSeq and is a predicted model, not a curated record. NCBI's taxonomy places the organism in Eukaryota, Metazoa, Arthropoda, Insecta, Hymenoptera, Apidae.
UUAUGUUUAUUUAAACAGAAUAUUUUGAAUUGUAACGGUGACUUUAUAUGGAUAGUAUUUACUUAUUUUUAAUUGAAAUUAAAUUUUAUUGUUUUAAUGUUAUUAGGCUAGAAAUUUAUAAAAAUAUAACAUUAUUUUAGUAAAUUGUUUAAAACAUAUAAUCUAAAAUAUAAACUAAAUAUAUGCAAAAAUAAAAAAAAACAAAACAUAUUAUUGAGGUUAUGUUACAUUUGUCGAUUUCAUUGUAUUAUUUGAGUUUUAUUAUUUAUAUAUAACUAUUGAUAUGGAAAAACAUUUUGCAGCAUUAAAAUUAUUCGAUUCAGAUUCUGAUAAAAUAUUAUCAGAAGCACUUAAUUGUUCUGAAACGCCAUCUUCUCAUCGAAUUUGUUUAAAUCAAAUUUAUCGGUCUAAAAGUCAGUCUAACUUGGUUAGACAAUAUAGUUAUGAACAAAUUUUUAAUGAAAAUAUAACUUCAAAACAAAUAAAAUUACCAGAAUUUGCGCAAACUGAUAAUAAAGCUAUCAAUUAUCAAACAACGGAAUUUUAUUAUAGUCCGAAUAAAUCUCUUAAUAGACAAUUUUCCAAAAGUAGUAAUAUAUUACAAGCACCAAAAUUUGUUUUAAACAAAACAUCAAAUGAAAUAUCCUUUAGUGCAAAUAAUAUAAAUGAAUCAAAGUCUUUGUUGUAUUGUCCUAUAAAAAAUACAAUAACAAAUGUGACAGAUACAAAAAAAGAAGUUGAAGAGUUAUCAUCUGUGAAAUUAAAUAAUUGUGAAGAAGUACAUACUAUAUCAGAAGUAAAAGAUGUUACAAAAAUUAUAGACGAAAAGACAUAUCAAAAUAUAAAAAAGAAGUUCAGACCAUUAGUAAUGAAGAAUAAAAUUGCUCAAAAAAAAAAGACAAAUAUGUGUUAUUAUAGUUGUUUAACUUUAGGUAUAUUACCAGUACUUGCAAUCAUAUUUGCAUUACUGUUAGAUUUAAAUCUACCCACAUUUUGUGAUCGUGCUAUGAUUUUUUCAAAUGCUAGUCAAGAAUUACAACAAAAAAUACAUGGACAGGAAAAUGCAAUUUCACAAAUUAUUAAACAUUUAAAUCAAGAUUUCUUUUAUUUGAAAGUUUUAUGUCUCAUAGGUGGAACAGGAGUUGGGAAAUCUUAUACUGUCGGUACAAUAGUAAAACAUUUUCCUUUUAGAGAAGCAAUUCAUACAUAUGAUGCACUGUUAGAUUAUUCUAUGGACAUGAACAUGUUAAAUUCAUUACCUUCAUAUCAAUUAUUUAUUGUGGAAAAUUUAAAAAUAAAAGAUUUGGAUGUCUUUUCUAACAUACUAGAUGCGCUAAGUCAAAAAAGAGAUAAAUGUAUUACAAUAAUAGCAAUUUUUAAUGUAGAAGAAAUAAAUGAUAACUUAGAAAGAAAAAUAGAUUUAACACAAAGUACAAAUAAAAUUCAAGAAAUAUUGAUUAGGAAAAAAAUUGAUAGUUUAAUUGUUCCUUAUCAACCUUUGAGUGAAGAAACAUUACAGACUUGUAUAAUAGAAGCAGCAACAGCUAGUGAUUUAACACUUACACUGGAUCAAAUAAAUGAAAUCAAAGAAAGUUUAUUACAGUUUGGCAGUGGCUGUAAAGGAGCCUAUGCUAAGGUACAAAUUAUUGAUAAACACUAAAGGUCAGUUAUGAAUUUUCUGAAAUAUACAUUUUCUUUUCUCUAAAAAAAAAAAAAAGAAAGAAAAUGUUCAAGACUAAAAUCUAUAAAUUUUGCUCAAGAUAAUCAAUAUUUUGCAUUAAUAGAAGAAAUAUAUUUAUAUAUUUUAUAUGUUUCUAUAAUAGAUAUAAUAGAUAUAAUAUUGCUGUCAUUUAUAAACUAAUUAUUGAAUAUCAAUCAAAUGUAAAUUAAUUAAUAUAUCUUUAUAUAAAUAUCCCUCUUAUAUAUUAUUUCAUAUAGUGCUAUCACUUUUAUAUCAAUUAAAUAGUACAUAAUAUAAAAUUACAAAUUUUGAUUAUUUUAAAUUUAAAGAAGAAAUACUGUAUUAAUAUAAAUUAUAUAAAAAGUAAUUAAAUUAUUUUUUUUACAUUAAACAUGAAUUAAUAUAUGUAAAUUCAAGAUUUUACUUUCUAUAAAAAAGUUUUUGAAAGAAAAUGUACUUUUUUAUCAGAAUAAACAGAAUGAAAUGUAUUUAAAUGUAUUAAAUGUAUUUAUUUUAGUUUUUUUUUUUUCAAUGAAAAAGUAAAGAAAUAUUUUAAAUUUAGCAUAUGAUUCUUAUAGUGAUAUUCGUAAAAAUUAAUUUUUUCUUGAAAAAAAAUAUCGAUCCCUAUAUUUCAUCGAUAAAAUAGUGAUUAUAAAAUUCCAUUCAAUAGAUUCUAUUUCCAAAUUACCCUUAAUACAAGCUAUUGCCAAUGUGAAUCUAUACAUACCAAAAAUAUAUAUAUUUAAUUCUAACAAUCGAUCCAUAGAUUUACAUAAAAAAAUAUAUAGAUUAUGGAAUAUUGAUUUUCCUAUAAUAAGUCUUUAUAAACAAUCGAGGGUACUAAUUUGAUAUAAUUUACUAUAUUCAUGUAACAAGUUUUUAAUUAAAUCAUUAUCAUAAAGUCAGAUUAAUAAAGUAUUUGUGAUUCUAUAUUCUAUAUUUCUUAUUCUUAUUCUUUUAUAUAUAAAAACAACGAUUGCUUCGAAAAAUGAAGCAAAAAUCGACAAUUAAUAUUUAUGUCAUAAUGAUAGAGAAUGAUCUUUAUUAUAAUAGUGAAUAAUUUCUUAAUUUUUUAUAUUUUUAUUGCAAAUGUAUAUCAAAUAUUCAUAAUAAUAAUAUUAUUUUUUUUCAGAGUUAUAAUUCAAAUCAAUAUAAACUUAAUAUUUGCUUACAUAAAAAUAUAUUUUUUAUAUUUAAUUAUAUUUUAAUGUAUAAUUAUAUUAUUGCAUUAUUCUUUUUUGAUAUAUGUUAUGAUGCAUAUAAAGAAUAUGAAAAUACAAGUUUUUCAUUAAUAUUUAUUUCUAUUCGAUACGAUUUAUUUUUUGGUAAUUUAGCAGUACAUUUACAUUUUUUUUAUCAGUUACAAGAUUGUAUUGAUUAUAUCUCCGAUUUUUCUCAAGAUUAAUAUUUCAAUUCAUGUGACACAAUAUUCCAUAAAAAGUUAUAUCCACGUUGUAUCUUAUCUUUCAAAACAUAAUUCUGGAGAUACAGUAACAUUUCACUUUCUGAUGGCAAAUGUUUGAAUCAUUGCGUGUCAAAGCUUAGUAAGAAAACACCACCGAAGCAACUGUUACGUACUAUUUAUGUCAGUAUAAUCAUUAUUGUUACGCAAAACCAUAACAAUCUAAUUCGUAAUUAUAUCAAUAUAUAUUCAUUGUUUUUCCUUUUUACUUUAAAAAUGCUUAUUCUUUAAUAAAUGAUGCUUCUGUUU